Molecule: messenger RNA, 1366 nt
Organism: Pieris napi
Lineage: Eukaryota; Metazoa; Arthropoda; Insecta; Lepidoptera; Pieridae
Product: pro-resilin-like
Exons: 7
Coding region: 56-817 (253 amino acids)
Cellular component (GO): extracellular matrix
Source: RefSeq, a predicted model, not a curated record
CCAGUAAUACUUAGUAACAUUUAUUUUGCAGAAAGCUGACGAAAGUGAAGACAAAAUGAAGUUAUUUGCAGUCCUUCUUCUUGCUGUGUCGGCUAUAGCCGAGCCACCAGUUAACAAUAGAUACCUACCUCCUUCUCAAUCUUAUGGAGUACCAGGCUUUGGUGGACAGCGACAGACGGAUGCUAUUAUCAGAAGUCGCCCAUCAUCGUCAUACAAUGCCCCACGAAGACCUUCAACUGAAUAUGGGACCCCAAGUCAAGCACUCUCGACACAAUAUGGACCACCAUCCCAGCCCUCAAACCAGUACCUAUCGCCUAAUGCAAGACUAACUCAGCCCUCAUCACAAUAUGGGGCUCCUAGCCAAGGUUUUGGUACCGACAUCACGUAUGCUACACCCUCGCAAGAGUAUGGUGCACCCGGUCUUGGAUCCAGAGGCAGCAACCGUUUCUCUCAAAACGGCUUUGAUUCAAACUCUGGAUACAACAGGGCUCAAAACAGACAAUAUCUACCUCCUAACCAGAACGGAUACGGCUCUGAUGAUGGUAGUAAUGGCGAGCCAGCCAACUACAGCUUUGAAUACAUGGUGAAAGACGAGCCAUCCGGAAAUGAUUUUGGUCACCGUGAGUCCAGGCAGGGCGACAGGGCUGAGGGAUUGUACUACGUGCUACUCCCAGAUGGCAGAAAACAGACUGUCGAAUACGAAGCUGACCAGAAUGGGUACAGGCCAAAGAUUUCUUACCAAGACGUUGGUGUAGGCGCUGGAGGCUACAACAGAAAUGCCCAAGGCGGUUACUCAGGUGGUGGUUAUCAGUAUUAAAUGGUAGCAAAGACCUGAUAAUAGAUCUCCAUCUCUCUAAAGACAGUUCUUGUACAUUGGUAAUUAAGAAAUUAUUUCUAAAAUUUACUAAAUGGCAACAACUUCUGUUAUAAAUUGCCUUUUUCACGGAUCUUCUAAUUUUUAUAUAUCUUCAAGACUUAACAUAUUCGUAAAUUCUAUUAUUUUCAUAAUCUAUUAUUACUACGCAUGUAAUUAUUAUCUAUACUUAUACCACCAAUUAAUAAAUAAAAUAAUCGGAUACUGAUGUAAGUAAAGUACAAAUUUUAAGUAGAUUACGACGACAUAGGCUAUGUUAAUGGAUUGCGACUAUUUAUUUAGUUUUAAUUAUGAUAUACCAAACUAAAUAUGGCGAAAUGUAUUGGUCUUAUCUGUGGAAUAGACUUGUUUAUGCCUAAAGUAUAAUCACAGAGUAGAACAAAAUACACUUUGCUUUUAUUUAGUCUGUGUAUGUUGUCAUUAGGCCAGUAUUGCCAAAUUAAUUUAAGGCUUGUACAGAUAUUUUUUUAAUAAAAGACGCUUUAUAAAAUA